Molecule: messenger RNA, 744 nt
Organism: Salvia hispanica
Lineage: Eukaryota; Viridiplantae; Streptophyta; Magnoliopsida; Lamiales; Lamiaceae
Source: RefSeq, a predicted model, not a curated record
CACUGGUCUGGCAAAAAUGUGAGCCCCUUUUUCCAAACAUUGAAUAAAAAAACAGCUGUAUAAUGAUGCAAGAUAAUCCCAUUUACCCAAUUCAUGUGAUCACUCUAAUCCCAUUCACAUCAGCAUCACAAAAUUUUCAAUCUUUAAAUUUGCAUUCACACAUCCAUCAUCUGUCGAGAGAGAGAUGGGCGCUUCUUCUUCAGUCCCAGAAAAAUCCAUACACGAAUUUACAGUAAAGGACAGCAAGGGUAAUGAUGUGAACCUCAGUAGCUAUAAAGGGAAAGUCUUGCUUGUUGUUAAUGUCGCUUCAAAAUGGUUUGAUACUAUACUAAACUCUCAGGUGAAAGUGAAUGGGCCGAAUGCAGCACCGGUGUACAAGUUCCUUAAAGCAAGCAAAGGCGGCUGGUUCGGCUCCCAAAUCAAAUGGAACUUCACCAAGUUUUUAGUCGACAGAGACGGAAAUGUAAUCAAGCGCUAUGCAACGUCUACGACACCAUUGGCUAUCGAGGGUGAUGUAAAGAAAGCAUUGGGAGAAAGUUGAGAUAUGAGUUGAAUUAUUAACUCAAUGAUGCAUCAAACUAGCUAUAGAUGUGUAUUUAUCAACAUACAAUCUGUGUUGUAUUUUUUUACUUUUUUGUUUGUUUACUUCUUUGGUUUUAUAUUGUAACAUCUUCAUGUCUAUUAUUCUAGUAGUACUACUUAUGUAUUUAUUUGAUGAAAAUUUAUCUAAUUUCUAGUGGACCA